UUUAGUGUCGUGUCUAUUCAUCCAAAUAACCGCCUCUUGUAUAUUGUAAUUUCCAAUUCCCCAAAAAAUCGCAAAAAAAGUUCAACAUCAAAAACACCUUCUUUCUCUCUCUCUCUCUCUCACACACUCUCUCUUUCGACUGUCUGAAAAUAGUUUCAUUUCUCACAGAAAAUAUAAACAAACGAAAUUUUUUUUUUCGAGUAAAUAGCUGCGUUUUCGAAAACGUAUUGUCUGUAUAAGAAGUUAAAAAACCAGUUGAAUUUUGCCGUUUCUAACGUUGAAUAAGUUUUCGAAAACUCAUUGUAAUAAUGAUAAUUGCGGUCUGAAAAAGAGAACCAAUCGGUUAAUAUCUGAAUCGGUUGAUCAACACGACCGGCGCACCGUGCAACACGACUACGACGGCGUACUAAAUGAGAAUUUAUUGAGAAUUUAUUUAUAUCAUCGAAAUGAUGCGCUAAGCUUUUUUAUUUUUCUUCGAAAGUGGUCAAAUGAUUAACACGUUUAAACAAUUUUCUCUUUUAAUUUUGUGAACAGCAGGAAUACAGAACGUUGUUCAUUCUGCUGCUGGAGCAGUUCGGUCUCGUUUCUUUUUUUACCUAAUUAAUUUUGUAAGAAAAAAAUAUAAAAUUUUCAUAUCCUUGAUUAAACUACUCUAUCCUAUUCAAUAAAACACCAGUUUUUACUGUUUUUUGUAAGUCGAAAACCCCAUUUUUGAAAAAUCACUUUCCCUUAAAUUACUGUGUGUAGUGACUUUGGAAAUUUUCGUGUCUAAAAAUUUGUGAAAAAAAAAAAAUGGAAAGUACUUGCUAUUCGAUUAUAUAAAAUUAGCUCUCUGUCUGUCCUUUGCGAGUGUGUGCAAAAGCAAUUCAAACAAAAAAAAGAAGAAAGUGUUUUUUUAGUGUUCGAGUGUUUUUGAGUUUUCGAAAAUUCACAAAAAAUUCAUACUAUUUGGAGAGGAAUGAAGAUAUUUUUCUUUUUUUUUUUUGUUGUUUUUGAAAAAUAUGUAUUCUCCUCUGGCUACUUACAAUGUUUGAUCUUGUGUUAAGAGGUGCUGUUGUGGUGAAUUAUGUUGAUGGAUUGUUUUAAAUUUAGGUCAUUGUUUUUAAUUUUGUUCUUAAAUAUAAACUUUUUUUGUGUACAAAGAGUUUGCUCUUGCUAUUGCGUUGGAAUAUUUGCGGCAGCGGUGAUUACGAACACAACAAAACGAGGACGGAGCGGCGGCGGUUUUUCGAAAAUAUCUUUACUCGAUAUCGCCACUCGAAUAAUUUUUGAGAUAUAGAAGAGACAAUUUGAAUGUUAAACGAAUUCCAUCUAAUAAAUAAUUCAACAUGGAGAACGAAAAACCUCGCUCAACACCUGGCAGUCAAAGAUCUUCCUUUACAAAAGAUAAACCUUCUACAACGCCAAAACCUGACCCAGAACCUUCCGAAGCUAUGCAAAGGCUUAUGGGCUUUGAAGAUCGCAAAUCAACAUUUUAUAAAACUCUCGAAGAAGCCUUAGUAUUAGAUUACAAUAAAAUAAAAGAAGACGUCGAAAAUGACAGAAUUCCAGCCCAUUUGCCAAAAUAUCCACUCAAAGAAGGUGAAAACCCAACAGUCGAAGAGAAAACCAAUUAUUAUUUUAAUAUUCUGAAAAACGAAUGCCACGAAUAUAUUGAACCAUUACACGAAGACAUAGGUCUAUCGAUUACAGCAGCUCUCGAAACAUCGAAUGCUUUUAAUCAAUUGAAUAAAAUGCACGAUUUAUUGGACAACAUCUGUGAUAUGUUAGAUCAGAAUUUUAAAAUGCAACUUUAUAUGCAUGAAUUGAAGGAUCUAACUGACAAUAUUGACAAAAAAGAUCAAAGUGAAAACGAUGAUCUUGAACUCUCUGAACCCGAAUCUGAGCUUGAAGCCAAUAUUUCUUUACUAAGUUCCAUUUUGGAAUCAGCCAAAAGUAUGUCAACGAAAAGGACCACAUCCAAUCAACGAGCCCGUGAAAGAAGUAAAUCCGUGUUCGUACCGGGUGCUAAUCAGCCCACGGAAAAAGACCCCAAACCUCCACCCGUAAGACGUCAAAGUGCUUUUACAGAAGGUAAAUCGAAAGUCUCUAAGUGGACCAAAGUUAAAGCUGCCUUUAAAUGGGAAAAAGCAAAUGUACCCGCCCUAAACGAAUGCAAAAGUUCAGAUUCUGGAAUUGGACUUCUUCCGAUAAAUCAUGAAGUUGCUAGAUAUUUGCGAGUUCCAUCGGUACCCUGCGGUGGAAGUUCAGCUGAUAGUAUCCUCAGUUCAUCGUCUGGACAUCUUCUAAGUGAGACUGGAACACCGGGUACAAUUAGUUCAGCUAGUUCUGUGGAUGAUAUCGAACGUGCUAUUCAGACGACGAGACGUGAUUCAUCGAAAAGCGACUCCAAAUGUGAAUUCCGAGUUACAGUCGAAAGUGAUAACCAUCGCAGUCAUUCCAUUGAUGGAGAACUUGGAUCACUUUAUAACAGACAAGAAAUUAAAGAUUCUUCACCUUUUCAAAUUAAACACCAAAGAAAUAUAAGUGAAAGCUCAGAUCACAAAAAUAGUCCAACAACAAGUCAAAGUUCUUUGGAUCGACUUGUUGAUGUGGUAAAGAAACCUGCAAAAUCAUCCUCCCUCAAAGGCAUGCGUAAAAGUAAAAUUGUACCCGAUUUCGAAGCACUUCCUGAAGAUGUUAUCGUUGAUAUAACCAGCAGGCCAAAACGGGAGAAAACCCUACCGAGUCCGUUAAAUUUGAAUUUGAGACAUGACUUAAGUGAAUCAGAUUGUGCGGAUUAUUCCCAAUCUCCUAGUGGGACAGCUAAAAGUCCUUGGGAGAAAACGAAAAGCCGAAAAUUUCAAUCGCCAGGAAAUUCUUCGGUUCCCAGCAGUCCAUCACGACACUCUGAAUUCUUCCCAGAAUUUGAAAGUGAAGACCUAUCGAGUGGUGAUUUCUCCGAACCGACUACUCCGCAUAACAAGCUAUUUUCAAGUAAUAGUAUGAACAUGCAACAGGAGGAGAUAAAUCAACGCUAUAUCAUCCUCAGGGAAAGACUUAAAAUGGAAUUCGAUACUAAACGACAAGAAUGGGAUAAAAUUCGAAACAUGUACAGCAACAAUCCGAAGACCUCUGCUUAUUAUACAAUUGGAAAAGAUGAUCCACCACAACAACAGCAGCAGCAACAACAAGCGAAACUUGUCUCAACCAAAGCACUUGAAGAGAAUUUGACUCCAGAUUUUAAAAAGAAACUUCACAAGUGGAGGGUGAAGAAACAAAUUUCGCUUCAUGGAAAUGCAUGUAAAGAAGCACAAAUUUCACCAACCAAAGAUUCUGAAUGUAAAAAAAUUGAUUGGAACUUAUGGAGAACGGGACAAAUUAAGCUAGAGGGCCAAGGACUAAGUCCAUUGCCAGAUCAGAAAGAUCUUCCAGAGGAUUUCCAAAAAAAACUUGAACAAUGGAAUAAAAUAAAAAGCUCAGGACCCACUCAUAGUGGUCAUGAUUUUGCAAGACGUUCAACAAAAGGUGAGGUACCCAAAAAGGCCCACGAUGAUGAUAAGCAAAAGUCAGAUAAAGAAAAGCCUAAAACAAACGAAAGAGAUAAGCUUGAAAGGCUCUCAAAAUUAAAAGCAAUCGUUGCUGAUCCUCGAGCAAAGGAAAUUGAAGUCAAAACGACAGCUGGUGUUAUGAAAUUUGAAGGAAUCUCAAGAAAGUUCACACGGAAACUCUACGAAUGGGAGAAGGCUCGAGGAAUUGGACCGGAAUCAUCAACAUUUGCACUUUUGCAUCCUGGCUACUGUCCAAUUGAUGUUGGAAAAAUUCCAAAAGAAUGCAAAAAGAAUGAAAAUUCACCAACUUUAAGUAGAUCACUGUCACUUGACAGUGUUGCUCCUUGUGCUCCACUGCCAACGAUAUCACAUCAAACCUCAAGUCUUUCGUUAAAUGAUGUUAAUGAUUUGAAUGAAGCUGAAAGUACUGACGCUGAGCUGAGAGCUGAUUGUGAUUUGAAGCAGACAGGAGAUUAUGAGCCAGAAGCUGUAAUGGUUGAAGUCGAAGAUGAUUAUGUUGAAACAGCAUGUCCUUUAGUUGCAAUGUUGCCAAUGGUGGAACAUCAGACACCUGUUUAUAAAUAUGCAGAAGUUACUUGCAGUGAUUUUUGUAAAUCCCGUAGCGUACAAAGCUUUGAAUCCCAUCACAGCAGCGAAGGAGAUAAGAUAAAAACUCUCAACUACAUAAAUGAUUUGUGGCUUCAAUUGGAAAGUAGAAAUGAGUUUAGCGAUGAGAAUCUGAAAUAUUUUCAAACUGUGUUUGCAACAAUGCGAGGUUCAUUUUCAGAUUUUGAAAGUAACUUGAAUAGUAGUGGAGCUAAAAGGUCUUUUAUCAAAGCUAAGGAAUUGGUUGAGGAUCUUUACAAAAUCAAUAAUUUAUUACUACAAGAUGAAGCUUGCUGCCAAGAACUCAUAGACGAACGACAGAUGAUUUUUAGAAAUAAACUGGAUGAUCUGCAUACGACACUUAACGAAGUUCGGCAGUUUAUUGAAACUGAACGAAACAACCCCCAAUCUAUACCAGACAUCAAUGUUACCUACGAUGAUGGAAUCGAAGAUGACCGCUUUAGUGUAUCUUCAACACUAGCCAAUACAGCAAUGGCCUUAGCAGCAGCUGCUUUUUCAACAACUAUAGAUGCCUCCGAUGAUAUUGCAUCACCAAUUCCUGAAACUCCCGAUUUGGAAGCGGUUAGAAAAGUUCCCAAUCGAAAUGGUAGCACAAAAAAGAAAUUACGUCUUCGAAAAAUGGGCUCAAGACAAAAUAGCAAAACGGAGAGCGAUAGUACUGAUGGUGAAGGUGGAAGUGUUAUUGAAACUCCAAGAAGAGUUAAACGAAAACCAAGUAGUCGUUUGAAACAGCAGAAAUCUUUUGACGAAGAUAGAAAAUCAGCUGAAGAAAAUAAAGCACAAGAUGAUUCGAAUGCUGGUGAAGAUAUUGUCUAUGUUUUGAAAGUUAAACCAGGUCAACCGAUUGAACAACAAGAAAUCUGCCAAGAUAAAAGUUCUAAACUUUUGAUAUCACCUACUGAAUCUUGUGUUCAACUGAUUCAUAAUCCACAGCCAGAAGUUAUUUCAACAACAACAAGUAAAUCGAAUGUUUUUGUCAAGACCAAACGAAAAGUCUUCACAACUGUUGAAGACCCUGGUUCGGCUGAUAAACUAACCGCAGUCGCUACAGAAUUGACCGAAAAUGUUCAAAAACCUGAGGUAACGCCUAUUGUAACACAAUUACCAAGUAACGCUUCUUUGGAAAACUAUUCUGUGAAACCAUCAAUUUCUCCAGGAAUCCAAAACAUGAUUACCAAGCUUUCGGAAAGUAUGACUUUGGAGAAAAUUGUCAGCUCAUCAAAUCGAAGAAGAUCGGAUGCUUUUCAAAGCCAACAUGGUCAUAUUUAUAAGUCUUUAAGUGCAAGCAGCAUUUUUACAGAUCUACCAGAUGAUGUUCAAAUUAAACCCGAAACCAACUUGACUGCAAAGUCUUUAAGCUUUUCUAACCUCAAAAAAGGUUGGGAAUUCUACCAGACUACGAACCAAGCCUCGCAUCCUCUCAAGACUCGGAUGCCUUUGGCAAACGAUAGCUUUAGAUUGUUGAAGAAGAUUAAUCCAACUCGGAAUUCAAGGGGUUCACAAAGUCCCAGCCAAGUCACCGAAAGACGUGAGCAUCUUUUCCGAAAGAAUAGAUCGGGAAGUCCCGUGGUGAGACUUAGUGCAAAGGGAAAACGUCUUGAAUCCAAAUUAGCAAAAUGCGUUACGACAUCCGAAGUACCAGGGUAUCCAUUAUCUCCAGAUAAAUCUGACAAUACUAUUCCGAGAAUCACAAGAAAACUAGAAAAUAAAUCCCUAACUCCGACAGGAAAGAGCUCGAGUUUCUUCCAAGAAACAGUUCCUGCGCCAUCUGCAUCAGAACCUUCCACACCGAUGAUCGAAAUUGUAGAAAAACCACGAACUCCACUUUCAGAACGAGCUAUAAGAUUACAAAAGGCAAAAGAAGAAUUUCUUAAAAGUGGCGCCCUGCCAAAGACCGUCACAAUGCGUCGGGAGGAAGUCGUCGAUGGACAGCGAACUCGAGAAAAAACCGAAAACCGACGCAGUCAUCAGAGUAUGUGCAGCGAUGUGAGUGCUAGUGGGUUGGAUGAAAUGAUCUUUCUUAAAAGCGUUAGUGUGGGAGCACUUCCAGCUGAUUCUGAUUGUUCGAAUCAAGGUGAUGGUUAUGAUUCUUUACCACGUUCGGUAAGUCGUUCGGCUAAACUUACAAGUAAGCUGGGAUUUGCAACUUUAGCAUCGAAGUUGCGAAAAGUUAAACUGCGUAGAGGAAGUAAGGACAACACAACACAACCGCCACCUAUUAAGGAGAAUACUUUGUCAAUUUUAUGCAGACAAAGUCUAUUUGUGGAUCUUAAUCCAGUAACGCAACAGAAUCUUAUGAAAUCUCAAAGCUCACAAGCUGCCAUUGGUGGAAUGAGAGCUAAACUGGAAUCACCGAAUGCUGAAUCAGAUAAUUUGAAUAAAUCUAAAAGUGAACAUUUUUUUCCUCAUAGGCAAAAAGAAAGUUGCGUUUAAAUGAGAUUUAUUGAAAAAUAUAUAAAUAUUUAUAACAUAAACUAUUAUAAUGAUAAGGUUUGAUAUUGUAACUAAUUUUUAUUUUUGAUUAUUGUGUAAAUAAUAAAACCAAGCCAAAUAUUUUAA
Messenger RNA from Episyrphus balteatus (marmalade hoverfly), 6716 nucleotides. RefSeq lists its product as uncharacterized. Bases 1329 to 6590 code for a protein of 1753 amino acids. Lineage: Eukaryota; Metazoa; Arthropoda; Insecta; Diptera; Syrphidae. The record is from RefSeq and is a predicted model, not a curated record. The transcript has 15 exons.